This is a messenger RNA of Zea mays, 1733 nucleotides long. RefSeq lists its product as uncharacterized. The record is from RefSeq and is marked validated. The coding region runs from base 131 to 1474 and encodes 447 amino acids. The transcript has 2 exons. NCBI's taxonomy places the organism in Eukaryota, Viridiplantae, Streptophyta, Magnoliopsida, Poales, Poaceae.
ACCCCACCAGUCUCUGGCAGGUUCUCCCCCCCACCCCUCUCCGUCUCCGAUCCCGUCCGCAUUGCUUCGCGCCGGACCAAGGAGGAAGGGUCGGCGUCGCAGGCAUUGCGGUCUGCUAGCCACGAGGGCCAUGGACCCGUGCCCGUUCGUGCGGGUGCUGGUCGGCAACCUGGCGCUGAAGAUGCCGGCAUCGGCGCCCCCCGCCGCCGCCGCGGCGUCCGGCUCCGGCGUGCACCCGGCCACGCCGCCCUGCUACUACUGCCGCAUCCGCCUCAACAAGCUGCCCUACCAGACGGCGCCCGCGCCGCUGCUGCCGGCCACCGAGGAGGGCUCGGCGCCGGCGCCGGCGUCGUGCGCGGCCGCCUUCCACGCCUCCAAGGCCGACCUGGACCGGGCCGCCGCCAGGCCCGCGCUCUUCCUCGGCGGCCGCCUCCGCACCGCGCGCCUCAAGGUGGCCGUGUACGCCGGCCGCGGGGGCGGUGAAGGCGGCGGGAGGCUGCUCGGCAAGCUCGUCUUCCGGUUCGACCUCAGGCGCGCCGUGGCCGAGCCCUUCGUCUUCCUCAGCGGCUGGUUCGACAUCGGCAAGCGCGGCGCCGGGAAGCCGGCGGCGGCCAACGCCGCGCGCGCGCAGCUCAACCUCACCGUCCUGGGCGAGCCUGACCCGAGGUUCGUCUUCGAGUUCGACGGCGAGCCCGAGUGCAGCCCGCAGGUGCUCCAGGUUAAGGGGAGCAUGAAGCAGCCCAUGUUCACGUGCAAGUUCUCCUGCCGCAGCAACAGCGACCUGCGCUCGCGGUCCGUGCAGUCCGACUCGGGCGCCGUCGGCCCGCGCAACUGGCUGGCGAAGCUGUGGUCCGAGCGCGAGCGCGAGCGCGCGGGGAAGGAGCGCAAGGGGUGGUCGGUGACGGUGCACGACCUGUCGGGGUCGCCGGUGGCGCUGGCGUCGAUGGUGACGCCGUUCGUGGCGUCCCCGGGGACGGACCGCGUGGGCCGCUCCAACCCGGGCGGCUGGCUCAUCCUCCGCCGCCGCGUGGACGGGACCUGGACGCCGUGGGGCCGCCUCGAGUGCUGGCGCGAUCGCGGCGGCAGCGCCGGGGACGCCCAGCUGGGCUACCGCUUCGAGCUGGUGCCCGACCACAACAGCAACGUCACGGGCUCGGGCGUGUGCGUGGCCGAGUCCGGCGUCCCGGCGGCCCGCGGCGGGCGGUUCGCCAUCGACCUGACCACGGCCGGAUCCCCCGGGCGGGGCAGCGGCGAGUUGAGCCGCCACGCGCUCUGGCCCCCGGGCGGCUUCGUGAUGUCGGCCGCCGUGCAGGGGGAGGGCCGGCGCGGCAGGCCCUCCGUGGAGAUCGGCGUGGCGCACGUCGGGUGCGCCGAGGACGCCGCCGCGUUCGUCGCUCUGGCGGCCGCCGUCGACCUCAGCAUGGACGCGUGCCGACUCUUCUCCUGCAAGCUGCGCCGGGAGCUGUCGGCGUGAACGGCGAGGGGGGAGGGAGAUUGGGUGGUGAUCGGACGAACUUGUUUUCGUUGUUUGUCUGUAAUCCCGCUGAAACUGGACUGUUCGUCUUCUAGGUGCCUUUUGUAGCCUAGAAGAAGCCAUAAAACUGGGGUCUGGGGUGAGCGAGGCGAGGUGUGUGUUGUUGGGUGUUUUCUUUUUUUUUUUUUGGAUUCCCAGCCUCUCCGCAUCGUGCUGCUACCGAAGUGGUAGAGAUCAAAUUUUCAAAGCUGUUUGUGCU